This is a messenger RNA of Pecten maximus, 3492 nucleotides long. Its product is annotated as glutamate receptor ionotropic, delta-2-like. Bases 190 to 630 code for a protein of 146 amino acids. NCBI's taxonomy places the organism in Eukaryota, Metazoa, Mollusca, Bivalvia, Pectinida, Pectinidae. The record is from RefSeq and is a predicted model, not a curated record. The transcript is spliced from 2 exons.
AGCAUUUUGAUCCUCAAUUAAUUCCAAAAUGGUGAAAAUAUCCAUAGAAAACAAUGUCAAUGGUGUUACUAAUUCUUACUUAUUCAUAACAAGGACUCGGUGAUAUCAGAUUACAAAGCAAUAUGGCAAGGACUGGUCCGGUUUAACACCACUGACCCCUCCGUCCUUAACAAGAACCCAGACCAGCACAUGCAGAAGGUCCUGGGUGGUCAUUAUGCCUAUAUAGCAGCAAAAUCCGAAGUAGACACGCAGAUGACAAAGCAGUGCGGUCUGGCUACCAUAGACGAGAAGUUUCUUCAUAUGCAAUAUGCUUUCGGGGUUCCCAAUAAUUCACCAUACACCGAUAUUUUUUCUCUUAAAAUAUUAAAGAUUUUGGAAAGUGGGCUGAUGAAUAUAUGGGAACGAAAGUGGUGGGCACAGCAGAAAUUAUGUUACGAGUCGACUUGGGACCAACGGAAGGUGAUUAACUUAACAGAUGUCCAAAGUGCUUUCUACCUGAUUGGUAUAGGGAUCGUACUGGCGUUACUGGUCAUCUGCCUGGAGUGGAUCUGCUUUAAAAUCAUCAGAACGAAGAGGAGACAACAGCCGGAUGAGUCUUACACUGUAGAAAUAUCAGCAUUACCGGUGUAAUGGGUUUAAACUAGAUCGAUCAGUCUCCACGUUAUCCUCUGCAUGUUUGAUACGCCUUUAUGCAUUAUGCAUAUGUGCAACAGGAAUGCUGCAUUUGUCUAAACACCAACAUACACUAACAGUAGUACUAUAUGCUGACGAUGAUAAAACUCAAAUUGUAGUCGAGGUUAUUAUAAGAAUCAUUAUUAGUUGCAUAAUUUAAUAGUGACCUGAUGCCGGGUCUAUGAAAACUUAUAUCAGGUUCGGCUUCUCCCCACAUGAUACAAUUUUUUUAAACCGAUAUUCGCCUCACCUGAUUCAAGUUUUUUGCAGACCCCAUCUUUUUACGUAUCAGGUCACUAACAAACUGUGUAACAAAUUUAUCCCGCUGAAGGAUUAUACCCCUGUUAUUGAUUAGAAUUGUUUUUUUCUUCUUAAAACAUUUAUCUUGCCAAAGAAUGUUAUAAAUGUCCUGCUGUGUGGUGGUGAUUUUUUUAAUAGCGAUGAAGAGCAUGUCUGAUGUUUUCAAAUCAGCUGAACUUAUAUUUGGAACCGUCUGCCUUCCGGGCGCCAACAUUUUAGCUAACCUCACCUUAAACGUUUCAAACUUAGUUGUCUGUGUCUUUUCACUUAAAUAAGCUUUAAAUGUUCUGGUCGCUUUGUCAUUACAUUUCAAAGUAUUGUCCUAAUUUCUUUUGAGCGUUUCUCCGCCAAUUCAUCGCCUGUUGUGUCGCCGACGCAUUUAUAAUGAGCAGCCAUGAUUGUUAUAGAAUGGAGAUAUCUUUCAUGAAUGAUAACUCACUACUGACGUAGAAUGGAUUUCUAGUGACGUGAUACGGAUUUUUAGUAACCCGAUACGGGAUCAUCCGGGACGCCACGUGAUGUUUUUUAACCAAUGGGGUGCUGAGAUUUUUGCCAGCAGCGGGAUAAAUAAACUUCUGUAGUCUUCGAAGCUAUAUCCAUUAUUGUCCUUGAGGCUCUCGUAGCCUAUACUAAGUAUAAAGUAAAAAAAAACUUGUGUGUUAUUUACGAGAAAUAUGUUUAUUUGACUAUACUAUGAUUUAAGGAUAUAUGCUACCAAACAUUUACAUUUAAUUCUUCAAAAGAGUUUUCCAUGGUAGGAAACUCCGUUUAAUCAUAAAUUUUAAAUAACAAUGCAUAAUGUAGCAAUAAUAGUAAAGUUGCCAGUAUCCUGAUAGAAUUUAGCUGAAUAGGAACCCGCUAUGGUGAUGGUCACUCCUCUUCAUAGUCAUGGUAGUGGUGAAACAGCCAACGUUCUGGGUGUCCUUCAGAACGUUUACAGUGAAUCUGAAAUCUCCCUUGAAUAAAAAUAAAUUAGCAGUGUGCAUAUACCAUUGAUUUUUUUACAUUUAAAUAUGGUUUGCUAUAUUAUCCGCACUUAAUUUUUUGAAUUUAGUUAUAUACAACUGAAACUUCUUUUUGACAUCCAUCAGUCGUGCCUUAGACGGUCUAGACAAAGUAAGGUAUAUCCUCCCUUACAUCUGGAUGGUAGGUUAUAUACCAAACAUUUAUUUAUGUUUCUAGCAUGUAUACUUCAUCCAAUUUCUGGUUAUUAUUCAUAUCAAAACGGCAUGUACUUGGUUUGGUUUAAGCCACUUCACAGUCAAAAUAGUAUAUAUAUGAAAUGUUUUUAUCAAACAAGAACACUGCAUGCAGUCUGUGAAGUUAGUGUGUUAUUUCAAGCAUGAAAUGAGAACUGGUUUUCUAUAUAGAAACAUUCUCCAUAUUUUCAUUAUCAGUUAAAGAUUGUCUUUUGCAUUCUAUAUUAUUUCUUAUUGUUUUAAACUUAAAAUGAUAAUAUCGAAAUGGGUAUUAGGAUUUAUGGUGAUAAUAUUUAUGUAUAGCACGAAUUACCCGUUAUUUAUACAUACUACAUAUAUAAUUAAAUUGACGCAUGUGUUAUAAUUCCACCGGGGAAUGCAAGGCAGCGCUGAUACUUUCUACUUUCUAUUUUUCUUUCUUUCUUUUUUCUUUUUUUUUUUUUUCUUGAUUUUCUCCUUAAUUUCAUUACUUCCAGUCACUGGUGCUCCUCCCCUCAUAGAGAACAUAUUGCUUCUUUUAUUGUCUUUUAUGAACUAUUUGUAUAAACAUGUAGUUAUAUCAAUAAAUGUAUCAAUAAAUAAAUGAAUACACACACACACAUCCGAGUUCUGAUACAUAAUAAGAAUCAAAGACGAACGUGUUUAUAUCAUACAGGAAUGAAAAGCAUAUACAAAUGUAUUUAGGUUUUUGAUUUUAUAAUACAUAUUAUUUCACAUUACAAUUAUAACUUGUUUGUGUGUAUCAGUAUCAGUUCAUAUCUAGUUUAGUGUUACGGUAACAGACGCUAAAUAACACAUCUUUAGUAAUCACACAAUAUCAGUCGUAAAUGACAUUUCUUUAGUAAUCAAACAAUAUCAGUCGUAAAUGACAUUUCUUUUGCGAGUAUAUGAUCGGCGAAUUAAAAAGAAAAAAUGACAAUUAGUUUUCAACAGGGAAAAGCAAUUGCAAUGUUUAAGGAUCUACUCUCUGUAGGUUUCACUAACGUUGGAGUAUCGUUUCGACGUUGCAUUUUUGUAAUGAAUAACAAAAAAUGGCAGUUUCAUAGUAAGAUUGUAUCUGAAAAAUGUGUAAUAAUUUCAGACUUCUUCUGUGAGUAGAUUUGUUUUUAGAAGAAUUUCAAAAAUGGUCCAUUUGGCGGUAAUUUUGAAAAUGGCUGUUUCUUGCAUUGUAUGCAAGGCUCAAAUUUCACGUUUUUGGACUUACUGUUUUCACUUAAACCAUCAUAGCGUUGACAAUUUUGAAUAUGUCUAAUUCAAUUUUGCUGUACAACUUUGUAAUGUUCAAUACAAUGAAAAUAAUAAACAACAAAGUGGGAAAUUA